AUGGGGGAGAUGCAGAACAUCACCACCACACGUGAACAGGUAGAGCUGCGAGGGCUGGAGAAGUUCACCAACUACAGUGUCCAGGUGUUAGCCUACACGCAGGCUGGGGACGGAGUCCGCAGCAACGUCCUCUACAUCCAGACCCGCGAGGACCACCCCCUACGAGUGACCUUGUCUCCUAAGAAUCUGAAAACGGGUAUCAGCAGCACGUUGUUCUUCACCUGCACUGUAGAGGGCUCUCCGGAAUAUACCAUCACCUGGUACAGGAACACCGAGCCCAUUGUCCCCGACCAGCACAUCUCCAUCCAGGGACAACACAAUGACACGCUCCAGAUCACUGCAGCACAGAAGUUCCACUCUGGGGCCUACCAGUGCUUCGCCUCCCGAAAGGGCCACACUGCUCAGGACUUCUCCAUUAUUCUGCUAGAGGAUGGUACUCCUCGUAUUGUGUCUUCCUUCAGCGAGCGGGUGGUGAAUCCUGGGGAGCCGUUUUCCCUCAUGUGUGCCGCCAAAGGAGCACCACCUCCCUCCAUCACCUGGACACUGGAUGAUGAGCCUGUGGUGCGAGACUCCACCUACAAAACCAGCCAGUACACCCUGUCAGAUGGCCUGACUGUGUCACACGUCAACGUCAGCAGCCCGCUUAUUCGAGAUGGGGGAGUGUAUCGUUGCGUCGCACGCAACUCGGCCGGUAGCGCCGAGUACCAAGCGCGCAUAAACGUAAGAGGUCCACCCCGAAUCAGACCCAUGCGGGACAUCACUGCAGUGGCAGGCAGGAAUACCUACAUAACUUGCCGUGUAAUUGGUUACCCAUAUUACUCCAUCAAGUGGCUGAAGGAUGGCAUGCAGCUACCCGAUAAUCACCGUCAAGUGCUGUUUGAUAAUGGCACCCUGAGGCUGACAGAUGUGCAAAAGGGUGCAGAUGAGGGCACAUAUUUGUGCAGUGUUCUGAUCCAGCCCCAGGUAUCAAUCAACCAGACUGUCCACGUCACUGUCAAAGUGCCGCCGCUGAUUCAACCCUUCGAUAUCCCCUCUACCUCAGUGGGGAAGCUCAUGUAUAUCGCCUGUGUAGUGUCAUCUGGGGACAUGCCCAUACGCAUCACCUGGCACAAAGAUGGCCAACUCAUCGUGCCAGGCUCUGCCUCUGGCAUGGGAAUAGAGACCAAAGAAUUCAUGAGCUCCCUGCAAAUAUCCAAGGUGACACUGAAGCACAAUGGAAACUACACCUGCAUCGCCAGCAACGCCGCUGCAACCGUCAGCUGGGAAAGACAGUUAAUCGUUACUGUGCCACCACGUUUUGUGGUACAGCCCAACAACCAGGAUUGUAUCUAUGGCAAAGCUGGGGUCCUCAACUGCUCUGUGGAGGGUUACCCACCUCCGAAAGUCAUGUGGAAACAUGCCAAGGGUGUUGGAAACCCUCAGCAGUACCACCCUGUCCCUCUAACUGGUCGUAUCCAGAUCAUGUCAAAUGGCUCUUUGCUCAUCCGACAUGUUCUUGAGGAUGAUCGAGGAUACUACCUGUGCCAGGCAUCCAAUGGAGUGGGCUCAGACAUCAGUAAGAGUAUGAUCCUUACUGUCAAGAUUCCUGCCAUGAUCACCAGCCACCCCAACACUACCAUGGCUAGAAAGGGCCAGACCAAGGAGCUGAACUGCACAGCGCGGGGCGAGCAGCCCAUCAUCAUACGCUGGGAGAGAGGGGACACGGUCAUCGAUGCUGAGAGAAACCCCCGUUACUCCAUCACAAUAAACAAGAAGGGAGAUGAAGUCAUCUCUACCUUGAAGUUAAACCCAGCUGAGCGAGGAGAUUCCGUCUUCUUCUCCUGUCAUGCCAUCAACUCCUAUGGAGAAGGACGAGGGCUCAUCCAGCUCACUGUCCAAGAACCACCAGAUCCUCCAGAGUUAGAAGUGAGGGAGGUGAAGGACAGGAGCAUGAACCUGCGCUGGAUCCAGAGGUUUGAUGGCAACAGCAUCAUCACCAGUUAUGACAUUGAGUACAAGAACAAGUCAGACACCUGGAUCACAUGUACACAACCAGGAACAUCUCGCCCACCAACAACCAGGCCAAUAUUGUGGAAUUGCACCCGGCCUGUGUUUACAGCAUUCGCAUGUACUCCUACAACAAGAUUGGCCGUAGUCUUCCCAGCAAAGAGCUCACAAUCAGCACAGAGGAAGCACCACCUGACGGACCACCAGUGGAUGUGAUACUGCAGCCGAUGACAUCUCAGAGCAUACGGGUUACAUGGAGGGCUCCUAAGAAGGAGCUGCAGAAUGGAGUGAUCCGAGGCUACCAGAUCGGUUACAGAGAGAAUGGUCCAGGCAGCAAUGGCCAGUACAGCAUAGUGGAGAUGAAAGCCACAGGGGACAGUGAAGUGUACACCUUGGACA
Molecule: messenger RNA, 2385 nt
Organism: Thalassophryne amazonica
Lineage: Eukaryota; Metazoa; Chordata; Actinopteri; Batrachoidiformes; Batrachoididae
Product: Down syndrome cell adhesion molecule-like protein 1 homolog
Biological process (GO): dendrite self-avoidance; axon guidance; homophilic cell-cell adhesion
Cellular component (GO): plasma membrane; axon
Molecular function (GO): cell-cell adhesion mediator activity
Source: RefSeq, a predicted model, not a curated record